AUGCGACCAACACACCGAGCACUCCGGCUCGCAACAGCAACCACUUCCCGAGCUCCCCGGCUAUCCCCAACCCAUCUCAAAACCCGCCCCGCAUUCUCAUCUCCACGACCCUCACUUCAACCCUCAUCUUAUCAACACCGAACCUUUUCCAAUUCUGUACCCCCCCACCCCCUCCCAUCAGGCCUCGCCCUUCUCACAACCCGCCGCAUCCUCUCCCUCACCGGCCCGGACACAGCCAAAUUCCUCCAAGGCCUCAUCACCGCCAACAUCACCCCGGGCCACGCCACGCCCAACCCUGCGGCCGAACAUAUACGGACGGAUGCGGGGUUUUAUGCGGCGUUUUUGAAUGCCCAGGGGAGGGUUUUGUAUGAUGUGUUCAUCUACCGGGACGGACGUGAUGGGCCUGGAGAACCAGGAGGUGAGGCGGGGUGGUUAAUAGAAGUGGAUGCUGCAGAGGCAAAGGCGUUGCAGGCGCAUUUGAGACGGUAUAAGUUGCGGGCGAAGGUGCAGGUGCGCUUGCUGGAGGAGGAGGAGGUGCGGGUUUGGGAGGCGUGGGAUGAUACCAACCACCUCAACCCAGCAGCAGCUUUUUCUCCGGAGGCGGCCUCGUCGUCGUCGUUGAUAACCAUCCCCGACCCCCGCGCUCCCAACCUCGGGCAUCGCAUCCUCACCUUUUCUUCUUCUUCCACACCCGUUCCCCUGGAAUGGGAGGCAGCUCCCGAAGCGGCGUACCACCUCCGUCGGUAUCUAAACGGUGUACCGGAGGGCGCGGGGGAGUUGACGCCUAGUUCGGCGCUGCCGCAUGAGAGUAAUUUGGAUUUGAUGGGCGUCACAACGGGGACGGCCGGGACGGCCGGGGGAUCGGGGAUAGUGGGAGGGACUACAGGAGGGGCUAUAGAUUUCCGCAAGGGCUGCUACGUCGGCCAGGAACUGACUAUUCGCACGGAACAUCGCGGGGUGGUAAGGAAGAGGGUACUGCCGUGUCUGUUAUACCCGGAUACCGCCGACUCGACACCACCCUCCCUUACUGCUGGGACGGACCUCGGAGCUACCGAUGUAACAGCCAGCGCAAUCCCCCCCAGCAGCUCAAUCAAACGCCUCACCAAAUCCGGUCGCAGCGCCGGUAAAUGGCUCCACGGCAUCGGGAAUGUAGGCCUCGCGCUCUGUCGGCUGGAGACCAUGACCGAUGUGGUGUUGCCUGGGGAGGCGGGGACGGCGGGGUUUGUGGAGGGGGAUGAGUUUUAUGUUGAUUUAGGGGAUGGUGAGCCUGACAAGGAGGGGGUUACAAGUGGUGGGAGUGAAGGCGGGAGGGUACGGGUCAAGGCGUUUGUGCCGGGGUGGUUGAGGAGUGGGUUGGCUGGGAAGGGGGGGUCAGGGCAUUAG
Dichotomopilus funicola is the source of this 1383-nucleotide messenger RNA. RefSeq lists its product as uncharacterized. Bases 1 to 1383 code for a protein of 460 amino acids. Gene Ontology annotation, cellular component: mitochondrial matrix. The record is from RefSeq and is a predicted model, not a curated record. Gene Ontology annotation, molecular function: protein binding. Gene Ontology annotation, biological process: iron-sulfur cluster assembly. Lineage: Eukaryota; Fungi; Ascomycota; Sordariomycetes; Sordariales; Chaetomiaceae. The transcript is spliced from 2 exons.